Penicillium concentricum is the source of this 1716-nucleotide messenger RNA. RefSeq names its product L-glutamate gamma-semialdehyde dehydrogenase. Lineage: Eukaryota; Fungi; Ascomycota; Eurotiomycetes; Eurotiales; Aspergillaceae. The transcript has 3 exons. The coding region runs from base 1 to 1716 and encodes 571 amino acids. The record is from RefSeq and is a predicted model, not a curated record. Gene Ontology annotation, molecular function: L-glutamate gamma-semialdehyde dehydrogenase (NAD+) activity. Gene Ontology annotation, cellular component: mitochondrial matrix.
AUGCGUCCUGUUACUAUUACCCGAGGAGCGAGGCUCAAUUGCCUGAGACCUCGUGCCCUAAAUGGACCUUCAAGGCGAUACCUGACUAUGCUGAGCCCUCCCAAGUUUGAAAAUGAAAAGAUGCUCAACUACGCAAAAGGCUCUCCAGAAAGAGAGGAGCUGACCAAGAGUAUUAAGAAACUCAAGGGACAAUUCCCUUUCACAAUUCCUAUCACUAUUAAUGGCUCAGAGAUCACCACAAAAGAAUCCCGCUCCCAGCCAAACCCCUCAAAGCACAGCGAGGUUGUCGCAAACUAUGCCUCUGCCACUCCAGAGCAAGUCAAUGCCUCCAUUGACGCAGCCCUCAAUGCAAAGCCCGCAUGGGAAGCUACCCCUUUUGAAGACCGUGCCGCCAUUUUUCUUCGAGCCGCUGAGCUCGUCACUGGCAAAUAUCGUUCAGAAAUAGUUGCAGCUACAAUGCUUGGCCAAGGAAAGAACAUCUGGCAAGCAGAGAUCGAUGCCGCUGCCGAGACGGCCGACUUCUUCCGCCACUACAUCCAAGAGGCAUGGGCGCUGUUUUCUCAGCAACCUAGAGUCCAACUCGAUGGAAAUUGGAACAAGAUGGAGUACCGCCCGCUCGAAGGUUUCACGUACGCCAUUGCUCCUUUUAACUUCACUGCACUCGGCGCAACGCUUAUUGGACCUGCUGCACUGCUUGGCAAUGUCGUUAUCUGGAAGCCUUCGGACGCAGCGCUUCAUGCUAGCUGGCUGCUUCAUCAAAUUUUGCUCGAGGCCGGUCUGCCUAAGGAUGUUGUCCAGUUUUUGCCCGGUGAUGCCGAGCAAAUCACCAACACUGUACUCAAGAGACCUGAAUUUGGAGCUUUGACAUUCAUUGGGGCUACUGCUACGUUUAAGGGUAUUCAGAAAAAGAUCGGCGAUGGCAUCGGUGCCGGUAUCUAUAACUCCUACCCUCGAGUGGUCGGCGAGACUGGCGGCAAGAACUGGGGUGUCGUCCACCCAUCCGCAGAUGUGAAGAGCGCGGCUCUGAACACCAUUCGCGCAGCCUUUGAAUAUCAAGGUCAGAAGUGUUCCGCCAACUCGCGUGUUUACGUUGCAGAGUCUGUCUGGCCGGAGUUCCAAAAGGUCCUGGCAGAAGAGACCGCAGCUCUCAAGGUGGGAGAUGUCGAAGACUAUAGCAAUUUCAUCAACCCAGUCAUUCACGAGCGCUCAUUUGACAAGCUCAAUAACUUCAUCGAGGAAGCAAAGAGCGAUUCCGAGCUGGAGCUUAUCGUUGGCGGAAAGGCUUCCAAAGCAGAGGGCUAUUACGUGCAUCCCACCGUCUAUCGCACCUCCAACCCCCACCACAAGAUUCUGUCCGAGGAACUAUUUGGACCUAUUCUUGGCAUCUAUGUUUACCCAGAUGCUGAAUGGGAGCAAACUUUGAAGCUGGUUGACACAACGUCUCGCUACGCAUUGACUGGAAGUAUCUUCGCCAAGGACCCCUAUGUCAGCCGCCAGGCGCAGACUAUUCUCAAGCACGCUGCUGGCAUGCUCUAUCUAAAUACGAAGUGCACUGGGUCUACUGUGGCUCAGCAGCCUUUUGGUGGUAGCCGCGACUCGGGUACUAACGACAAGACUGGCACCAUGGCGCACCUGCAGCGAUUUGUUAGCGUUCGCACAAUCAAGGAAGAGUUUGUGCCUCUGGAAAAGGUCACAUAUCCUUCGAACGAGGUUUAA